GAUUCAUCCUCAUUGCUGCAUAUGUCACAAUUUCAGUUGACUGCUGUUUCAUUCAAUAAUUAGGCUUAAGUUCAAAUACUCACUUUUACAUACCUAUGUGCGUACAUACAUACGUGACCACAAAUAUAUAUAUACAUUUAUAUUUUUGGCGUGACAACAUUUCCAUCAGAAUUACUCGCAGUUUCAUUCGCUCUUUCAAUCGUGUCGGAAGCAGGCAAUUCGAGCACGGACCGCAAACGUUAACAGAACAAACGGCCAUUUUGAGGCACGCAUCGUGCGAUUACAAAAUAUAAAUAUACACACACAUAUUCAUAUAUCUAUUCAUAUGGAGCAACACAUCUAAAUUGCAAUUGCACAAAAUCAUUAGUGAAACAAAAUUGGAGGUGAUCGGUGAAUAAAGUGCAAGAAUUUUGUGUAUAUAAAUUGGACAAAUGAAGCAGCUAUAACGAACGAGCCUUAAACAAAAGGAGUCAAAGACCAAAAAAAAAACCAAAAAAUGCUCGAAUCGCCCAAGUUUAUUGCAAAUGAUUGCUACGAUGGCAGCCGGAUUUUUACCUGGUUGGCCGACAUGGUUGGACUCUCUGUUGAUUUGGUCAACUUUCUAAUCUGCCAAAUAUUGGCGCUCUUCCUGGCCUCGCUCUUCCGGUCGUGGUUGCAUCCAUCGAGGGUCUCCUAUGAGGUGCGCCACGUCUUCGCCUUAUCGCUGGGCCUGGCCUUUGGCUACUUUUGCUUUGGCCAGCAGGCCAUACACAUUGCCGGACUGCCCGCAAUAUGUUUCAUUGUAAUACGCACACAGGAUCCACGCAUUGUGCAGAGGAGCGUCAUGCUAGUGGCCAUGGGCUAUUUGUUGUGCGUGCAUCUGAUGCGUCAGAUCUAUGAUUAUGGCUCAUAUGCUCUGGACAUUACUGGACCCUUAAUGAUCAUAACACAAAAGGUGACCAGCCUGGCAUUCAGUAUACACGAUGGUUUCGUGCGCAAGGAUGAGGACAUGACAAAGGCGCAACAAUAUCAUGCCAUUAGGAAAAUGCCAUCGGCAUUAGAGUUCUUCUCGUAUGUGUGGCACUUUCAGGGUCUCAUGGCCGGUCCAUUGGUCUUUUACAAGGACUACAUUGAAUUUGUGGAGGGCUGCAAUCUGUUGAAGCGGCCGGCGGGCAAUGGCAAUCUGGACAAUGGUAAAUCGGAACUGGUGUUGGAGCCGUCGCCGACGAAAACCGUGAUACGAAAAGUGCUUGGCAGCUUGGUGUGCGCAUUCAUUUUCAUGAAGUUUGUGAAAAUAUAUCCAGUGAAGAAUAUGAAGGAGGAUGAGUUUGUCAAUGGCACGGGCAUAAUGUAUAAAUUCUGGUAUGCCAUGAUGGCAACCACCUGCAUACGCUUUAAGUAUUAUCAUGCAUGGCUACUCGCCGAUGCCAUAUGCAAUAAUUCAGGUUUAGGCUUCACCGGCUACGACAAGGAUGGCAAUGCCAAAUGGGAUCUAAUAUCCAAUAUUAAUGUGCUCUCAUUCGAGUUUGCCUCCAAUUUCCGGGAUGCGAUUAACAAUUGGAAUUGUGGCACCAAUCGUUGGCUGCGCACGCUCGUCUAUGAGCGCGUGCCCAAGAAGUACGGCACACUGUUGACGUUCGCUCUGAGCGCCGUGUGGCACGGUUUCUAUCCGGGCUACUAUUUGACAUUUGCCACGGGCGCCUUGGUGGUGACAGCAGCGCGCACAGCUCGCCGCAUGUUCCGCUAUCGCUUCCAGAGUACGCAGUUCACGCGCGUCUUCUACGACAUUCUCACCUGCCUCACCACACGCAUGGUGAUGGGCUAUGCAACAUUCCCAUUUGUUCUGCUUGAAUUUAUGGGCAGCAUUAAAUUGUACCUGAAAUUUGGUUUGUGCCUUCAUCUUAUUUCACUAGUGACCAUAUUUAUUUUACCCCAAUUCAUUCGGGGCGAGCAGCGCGCAAAGCGCUCCAGCCGGAAUAGCGCCGGCAUCAAUGUGGAGAGCGAUAAUAACGCAACUGAAGCAACAGUUGCUGUUGCCGCUGAUCCGCUGACCGUGAACAAUACGAAUGAUGAUCUCAAGGACAAUGAAGAGGAUGGUGGCAUGGUUAAGGAAACGUAUGCAAAACGUAAUGACACAUUGCCACAGCAGCAGCAAUUGCAGCAGCACAACCACAAUUCAACGAGUCAGCCACAGAAUAAUAAAAUACUCCAACCACGCCCACAGCAGCAACACCAGCAGAACCUGCAGCAGCAGCAGCCCUCAAGCCCAAAGCCGAACAAUCAACAUCAUCAUCAACAGCAGACGUGCGCUCGCGACGCGGUUAGCGUGCCGCACGAUCAGUGCGAAAUGGAUCAGUUGUCUAGCAAGCUGAAGGAGAAGAUUGAAGCGGAAACCAAAAAUAUUGAGGAAUUUAUUGAUAAGACUGUUACCGAAACCGUCAGCGGCAUCGUUGAGUUCAAAAACGAUCUGAUGCGCGACAUUGAGUUUCCUAAACUGAAGCUAGCCGCCGGCACUGUCAGCAGCGGUGCCGCCAAUCUGGUGGAUGCCGCUGCUGCUGGCCUGCGCAAACGCAACAUAUCCUCUGCCCACACCGACAGCAACAGCAACACACACACCAAUUCUGGUGGCAACGCCCUGCCAGAACAUGGUCAGGAGGAGAACAGCGCCGCCUUUCUCAAAAAGGAGAUCGAUGUGAUCAAUGCGGUGGUGCAGCAGGCAAAUGUUUUGCCAGCUGUCCUCAGCAACGGGCAUGCCAAAUAGUUUGAUGAUGCAGCAGCAGCAGGCAGCGGCGACGCCGAAGAAUACAAAAUGUCAGCUGUGCAACAAACAACAACAACAAUUGAAUAAUUAACAAUAUAAUAAAAUUGGAUGGAUGGACUGAUGGAGAAUAGCAGGGGGGCAAGUGCUGGGUGCUGUAGCUUUAUAGCUUGACAAACACGCACACAGACACGCACAACACACACACACACACGCACAACAGACACACACAACUGCGCACAGAACAAAGCAACAGCAACAACAAUUACAACAACCACAAAACAACCAGGAAACAAAUAUUUGAAAUUUGUUUUGGUUUCAAAUUUGAAUUAAGAAAUUCCAUUGCUAAAAAAUUCAAGAGUUUAUAAAUUGUUUCUACAAUGCAGAAUUGAUAAAAAUAAAAUUAGUAUAGAUAUUUUAAAUUAAAUAGCCAAAAUAUUAUUAGAUAAGUACAAAAUGGAUAAUACCGGAUAUCGAUCGAUUCAUAUUCCAAGUGUUUUUUGCUCAGCAUCGUCUUUGUAUAAUAAUAAUAAUUGUGAGCGACUGUAAGCGAUUAAUUUAUGUGUAUUUUGAAAGUCUAAAUGUGCAUGAUAUCAAGUUUGUUGUUAAAUAUGUAUGUGUGUAUGUAUGUAUGUAAUUCGCUGUUGGUUCGUUUGUUAACAGCAGCGUGCAACGUCAAUACACCUUAUUUAUCGUAUGUAUUCAAAAAUUCUUCCAGUAUGUACAAUUUGUUUACAUAUUUACCAUAUAGUCUAUGUAUUGAAUGUCCACAAACCGAAUAUUUUGUCUUGUUUUUAACAUAACAAACCGCAAGAGACCUACAAGAAUGGCACAAGCAACAUCCUCAAAGCUAUGCUGAAACAAAAUAAAACAAAGAACAAUUUAUAUGAAAAAAAAUAUCAACAAAACAACAACUUUAGACUGAAGAAUGUUGGAAAUUGAAUACUGAAAAUAGAAAACAAACCAAAACAAAAAGGAAGCAAACAGAACGAAACACGCGUGGUUCAACUUAGUUCAUUAAGAAUAUGCCAUUUUAAUUGGCCUCGAUAUUAUUGAUUGAUAGCAAACUAUUUACGGUGUGUUAAUUAUGUAUGUUUGUGUGCAAACCGUGUAAGAAACGUGGCUAACUAACUAAUUGGCCAACUAGAUAGCCUCAGUAAUGAUCUUUGUACUCCUUCUUCCUCGGCAAUGUUUGCUGGAAUUUUGUAUGUGUAUAUAAUUAUUUGAAAUGAACUCCAACUCCAAAUCCCCUAGUAGUAGCUUAAGCACAUUUUACUUCGACUAUAUACUCGUAUUGUGUUUGAACAAUUUAUUUGUUAUUUGAAGUAAAUUUAACCAUCACACGCGUCUAUAUAUACAUUGUAUAUGCAUAUUUUUUAUAUUUAUAGAAAUAAAAACCACAAAAUAAACAAAAAGAACAGCAACAAAUCAGCGCUUAUUUGUUUGCAUUGCUAACGUUCCUGGGACUGCUGGUUUUAGAGUCCACACGACAGUUGCAUAUUUGAGGAAUCCACAACUAAUGUAUAACAUUGUCCAUUGAGAAACGUAGUAAGCUUGCAAGUGAAAUAAAUUGAAUUGUGUAUUUAUAUCAUA
This is a messenger RNA of Drosophila grimshawi, 4330 nucleotides long. RefSeq names its product lysophospholipid acyltransferase 1 (gene oys). The record is from RefSeq and is a predicted model, not a curated record. Gene Ontology annotation, cellular component: membrane. The transcript is spliced from 7 exons. Gene Ontology annotation, molecular function: acyltransferase activity. NCBI's taxonomy places the organism in Eukaryota, Metazoa, Arthropoda, Insecta, Diptera, Drosophilidae. Gene Ontology annotation, biological process: lipid modification. Bases 497 to 2740 code for a protein of 747 amino acids.